AUGUUUGUCUUGCGUGCGGCUCCCCUGACCCAAAGGCGGAGGACUGGGCUCGUCUCCUCUGAGAGACUAUCUUCUGCCGCAGUCUCAGGGCCUUUGUCUCCGCCAGAUGUCAACGGCCACAUUUCGUCAGGUCGCCCUUCCGUGAGGACUUCCGCAAUCCCGGACGCAAACUGGCUCAUCUGGAGGUGCGUCCACCCGGGAAAACGUCAACGCGAACUAUGGCGGCUCCAGACAGCCACACGAGACGCGAGGUGUACGUACACCGCAGCUGCCAGGCCUCGGCGAAAGGUCGUCGUCAUCCCUAUGGACGUGAAGAAAGAUGACUUCUCUUCUUCCUCGGCCCUGUCGGUAACAGAAUCGGAGAAGCUAGCGCUACCGGACCAGUCUUCUCUCCGUCACCUGUCGAAGACGCAUGCAGUCGCCGCCUUUCGCAGCUUGCGUCUCCUCGCUGCCUCUGUGCCUCGAGAUGCAGACUACUGCGAUGCGCUUCUCGCACGAACUGUGCGACUGUGUCCAUCUUUUUUGCCCAUCGAGAUUCGCUCGGUGGCUAAGACUCUUGUCUUCUCGCUCCCUCCCAAUUGCGAUGUACGUACACUUCAGACGGCGCUCCUGAAGCAGGUGCGCAAUCUCCCACUCCACGCGUUCGCGGCCGAUGUCCGAGUUCUCGCAGACCUCUUCUCGCUUUUCCCUUUUCUUCCUCUCUCCGCUCUCGCCCCAGCCAAUGGAGUGCGUCUCGCUUCUCUCCUCCCCUCAAAUCCGUCCGCUUCUUCCUCUUCUUCCUCUUCUGCCUCCUCUUCUUCCUCCUCUACUUCCUCUUCUUUGUCAGUUCUUCCACAGCGGCGAAAGCGGCGAGCGCUGCGUUACGAGGCCUUGUGUGUCUCUCCGGCACAGCGCGAGCUCGUCUCGGAUGCUCUUCGGAGUCUCGUGGAGGCGUUUUUGAAGUUCCAUUUGCCGUUGCAGAAACGCGGAAAGCUCUUGGAAGCUGGCGACUCGGCCGGCGCCCCAACGCGGGCUUUUGGCGAAGGCGCAACCUCGCCCGAGGCGCGGGGGUCUGUCGGCUGCCUCCCUGCGACUCUUCCGCGCGACGCCACGAGCCGAGACGUGCGCGAGAUGCUGGUCUGUUUGUCGGAUUUCCACUUUCUCUUUCGGAGCAAACGCGAUGACGGUUUCCUCGACUCAGUCUUUAAUCGAUGCGGGAACUACCUGGCUCUGCACAGCCUCCACGAAUUGACGGGGAAAAGCGCGAGUCUCAUCCUCAACGCUUUCGUUCUCUGCAACCAGAAACACGAACACUUGUUUCAGCAAAUCGCCAGGCGCCUGCCGCUCCUCGCUGCAUGCAUGCGCCCGAAGGACGUCGCCCUCGCGGCCAACGCGCUCGCUCGCGCAGAACUUCGCUCGCUUCCGGCCUUCGCGGCGCUCUCCAGCCGCGCGAAAGAGACGCUCGACGACUUCCAACCGCAAGACAUCUCCAACCUCCUCAACGCCUUCGGGAAGCUUGAAAUCCUCGAUGUGGAACUCUUCAACCGCGCAGCGCCCAAAAUUGCGGAUGGGAUUCGCGACUACAAUCCGCAGCAUCUGUCGAAUAUUGCGCAUGCAUACAGCAAGGUGUCGGUGCCGCAGAGUGAGUUGUUUGUUCGCAUCGCAGAGAUGACGCGGAGGUCGGUCCAGAAUUUCUCCACCAAGGAGCUGGCCAACCUCGCGCUCGCCUUUGCAAAGAUGGACAUCCGACACAAGGGUCUCCUUGUCUCGCUCGCCGACGAAGUGCUCUUCCGGGGGACGGCAGGCCUCGCGUUCGGGACUCGCUUCCACUUUGAUCUCCUUUCCCUUCAGCAACUCUCUUCCGCCUUCUCCCGGCUCGGCCUCCACGACCCGCGCCUUUUCUUCGUCCUCACGCGCCUCGCAAAAGACGGCGUUCGACGCGCGCUCCUCUACAGGCUCCUCCCAGGAGACGCCCGAGAUCCCGAACAGUCCACGCUCCCUUCGUCUACCCCUUCUGGUUCUCACUCUUCCUCCAGUUCCAGUUCUGCUCCAGGUUCUUCUUUGGCCGUCGUGAAGACGCCGUGGAUGAGCGUGAAGUGGCGGCAGAAGUACGAGGCGCUGCGUGAGUCUUACGCGUUGAAUGGUCAGAUGUUUGCGUCGCUCCUCUUGGCGCUCGGCAAGGGAACAGCUUCUCAGACGACGGCGGUCUGCGACCAGUCGUUCAACUCGGUGUGCGCGACAGCGAUUCUGCGCCUGGAGCGGCAGUUCUCGGCCGCUGCGCUCUCGCAGAUUGCGCGGGGCUGCUACCUCUUGGGACUGCGCGACACGCGCGUGCGGCGGCUCCUGAUUCGCGAAACCCUCCCCCGUCUCUCCCAGUUCCCCGCCACCGCCCUCGUGCACCUGCUUUCGAGCUUCGCGAAUCUCCAGCUCUACCACGCGGUGCUGAUCAAACAGGCGCUUCAGAAAGCGACUCUCCACCUCGCCUCGUACACCGCCGCGGAGGUCGCGUCGAUCGUCGUGGCGCUGGAAAAGCUCGGAUACCGAGACAGAAAUUUCUUGCGAAAAGCCGGGAAAGUUCUCCACCGAAAGCGAGAGGACCUCCCGGCCAGUUUCCUCUGCGGCCUUGUGAAUGCCUGCGCGAAACUCGCGGUCGAUGACGACGUCCUCUACGCUGCGCUGUUCAAGUCGCUCUUCACCCAUCAACACCUUCUCUCUGCGCGACAAGCGCUCACAGCGCUGUACGCGCUUCUCCUCGUCGACGCGCGCCAAACGGACUUGGUCGAACUCCGAGGCGAGGCGCCCCACGGCGACGCAGCUCUGGACGAGACCACGGAGGUCCCAACCGCGCAUGGAGGCGCCGCAAAUCGAAUCGCCGACGCGCGGUUCUCAGGGCAUGAAUCCAAUGACGAAGCGGCGCUGUUGGACGCACAGAGCGAAGCAGAGAGGUUACGGAGACGGACUGGAGGAGAGCCGGCGGAGGGCCAAACGGUGCCGCAGGACAUCGCGUCGCCGUCCCAGCGAACAGAGCAAUCUGUAAGUGUCGUUUCCCCUUCCUCGUCUCCGUAUAUCGCAUCUCAGCUGCCUUUGGUUCAUGCGUUGUUGCGCGCCGCGUAUCGUUCGGAGACGCACUUGGAGAUAGGUUCGGUGACGCGUCUGCAGAUCGUGGAUCUCUACCUGCGUCUGCUUCGUCCUGAGCUCUUCGCGUCCCUUCCGUUUGAUUUGAAGGCGUUUCUGUCGCGCGUGCGCCGCGUGGACCUGACGCAGCAAGAUUGUUUCUCGCUCUCGUCCAAGAUGCACAGAGACGUCUCUGCGGCCUUUCUGCGCAUCGGACUCGUCCAUCGCAGUGAGGUGCAAUUCGGCCCCUUCAGCCUGGACAUUGUCCUCGGGGAUCGGCUGGCCGUCGAGAUCGACGGGCCUUCUCACUUCUACAGAGAGACGUGCAUGCGCGUCGCCUCCUCGCGCCUCAAGCAGCGGCUCCUCAGGGAAAUGGGCUGGACGCUUCUCCCCGUCUCCUUCUUCGAGUGGAGACAACUCGUGACGCCUGAGCGGAAGAUCGCCUUCUGCGCGCGCUUCUGGCCCCACGUCCUUGCCCUCGCAGACGGCGACGCGCGUGCCAGCGAAGCGCCGCGCGACGGAGACGGGCGAGAAGAACCAGUUAGCAGCUUGCGCGCGGAAGAAGGCCGCGACGCGGAGAAAGAGAAGGGACAGGGUGCGGAAGAGAGAGACGACGAGAGAGACGACGAGAGAGACGACGAGAGAGACGACGAGAGACGCCGCACGCAGAGAAGGGGGUUUGCGGAAGUGUUGCAGUGCCGCAAACCGCGCCUCGCCGACUUCUUGUGGCUCGUGGAGCAACAGGGAUCCACGGUGACGCGUCAGCGCCUGGCUGAGGCGAUGAAUCGGUUCCGGCGUCUCCUGUCCCCCCCGGCGGCAGGGGAAACGCAGCGCCUGGCGCUCGCGGGCCUUCAGGGUGGAGGCCGGGAGGGCUUGUCUCUCGCGCCUGGCCGUCUUCUUCCGCCUUCUGAGGAGGACGGAAAGGACGUCUGGGCACAAAUGAAAGGCAAGGCGGCUCGGCACCUCCCCGCCACCGUGCGUCGCAGGGGCCGCCGGUGGAAAGACGCAGAGGAGGGAGCAGCCGCAGCCGACGAGACUGCGAGACAGGGCUCGGGCGACGGUUCGGGCCACAAGACGCCCGUUUCAGUGCGGAAACGCGGAAGGAAGUGGACCUUUGAAACCGAGGAAACGGUGUUCCACGUGCAAACAGGCCGAAAGGCGGAGAAAUCUGGAGAAGACGUGAAAUAUAACACAGGCAGCGAAGCAGCGACCGUCGUGGUGGCGCGACCGUCUCCGCUCGACCGUCUUCUCGCCUCGUCAGAUUUCGACAAAUCGGACAAGUGA
Neospora caninum is the source of this 4377-nucleotide messenger RNA. RefSeq lists its product as hypothetical. Gene Ontology annotation, biological process: mitochondrial RNA processing; regulation of mitochondrial mRNA stability. The record is from RefSeq and is a predicted model, not a curated record. Gene Ontology annotation, cellular component: mitochondrial matrix; ribonucleoprotein granule. Lineage: Eukaryota; Apicomplexa; Conoidasida; Eucoccidiorida; Sarcocystidae. The coding region runs from base 1 to 4377 and encodes 1458 amino acids. Gene Ontology annotation, molecular function: RNA binding. The transcript has 5 exons.